Messenger RNA from Penicillium canescens, 1410 nucleotides. RefSeq lists its product as uncharacterized. The transcript is spliced from 4 exons. Bases 1 to 1410 code for a protein of 469 amino acids. The record is from RefSeq and is a predicted model, not a curated record. Lineage: Eukaryota; Fungi; Ascomycota; Eurotiomycetes; Eurotiales; Aspergillaceae.
AUGAAUACAUUCCAUGUUCGUCCUGUACGAGUCAAGAUUAUGAUGAGUGCCUGUGUUGUUUCUGCUCGACCUGCGGGGAGUUCGGUCACACUAAAGACCGUUGCAUUCACACAAGAUGCCACGAUUGCCAUGGAUGGCAUGACGCUGAUGAAUGUCCUAGAGACAUGGAACUCCGGGAAUUGCGAUUUUCUCUACCGCGACCCCAUGCUCUACCUGAGUCAACAGGGCGGGCAAAUCAAGCCCCAGACAACAGAGGCGAUUCCCAUGGCGCCUUCGGUGCGGCACAAUAGUCUUGGGGUUGUUGAUCGUCUAUCAAUCCUGCGCUAUCUUGUCUCAAAGACCAAGCAAAAGUACAACGACAGAUACUCUAAGAUUCUAAACUCGGCACAUAUGGAUGUUGAGACCUUACUGGAUAAUAACUUGAGUCUUAGUGUGAAAGAACUCUGCGACAGAGGGCAGUUCACUCUUUCCAGCCUGAUUGCCCUUGUUGGAAGCCCAGAAAGCUCCCAAGAAGCCGGAGUCUACCUUCACAUCCUAUGGAGGCAGAAAAGUGAUAUGGAAUCGGUAUUCGUCAAACUUGCUGUGCAUGACGCCUUCAGCUCCGAGGAAGAUCAAUUAUUACUGAACCUCCAAGAGAUGUGGACGAGCCUGGUCUUCCAAACUCUUAGGGGUUUCCAUCUAGAUGAGUUUUUGCCACCUGGUUCGAACAAGCUAUGGGCAGGAAAUCAUCUGAACGUUUCCAUACCGCUGUGGCAAAGCUUCACUGCCAUUCCAAACGCGGAAACCAAAGGAGGAAGUCUCGCUUUCAAAGAGUAUCUGUGCCACAAGGACCCAGCUGUACGCCAUUGGACUGAAGAUGCCCGUGAUACCUUUAAUGACCUCCGCAACUCCCCAGAUCCUCUUCUCCGUCGUUAUUAUCUGGAACUCAACCAGGGAGCCCGGAAUACUGCGCGUGCAGCAUGGGAGAAGAAGAAGUAUGACGAGCUACGAGAGUACCUAUCAGGGAAAGUAGCAAUCGUUACAGAGAGCCAUGAUGGGGAAUUAAGUGAGGUCAGCGCCGGAAGCUUUCGAUUUACAAUUUCACGAAAGCUGGGCUUGAAUGUCGAUGGUGGUGACAAGGUCUUGCUCAAAAUGCAUUUAGCAGUGACUAGCCCUCAUCCACUUGCCUAUGCCCAUAAGGCGAGGUUAGACGAACCUGCAAGUCGAUUGGCAGUGUCUAUCGAAGGAGUACGUGGGGAUUUCUUUGACUGGUUGACAACAAGUGGGAACCUGAAUUUCCAAAAGACGAAUUCGUUGGUGGAUGUUCUGGAAGGACUGACCCUGGAAGAGAAUGAAUCUCUCCCGCGGCGCUGGCAUGUGAGGCGCAUGAUUCCGGGAGUAAGAGCGUCGAAGAAGCAUAAAUAUACCUAG